CGCAACUGCCCUUCCCCCCCACCUCACGUAAUUCCGGUGCGCCUGCGGCUUCCGGCGCGUGGUUCUUUGCUUGGACUCCACACACACUUGUCGAAUUUUAGGCGCGUGGGCAAAGGAGUCUCUCCAGUCCGCUCCAGCUAUGCGGCCCGGAUUCAGUCCCCGUGGAGGACGUGGUGGCUUUGGGGAUCGUGGAGGACGUGGAGGCUUUCGAGGAGGUCGAGGAGGUGGAUUUAGAUCUCCUGGCGGUGGAGGAGGCUUUCGAGGUGGGCGAGGAGGAGGAGGAAGAGGUGGUGGCGGCGGCGGCUUCCGUGGCGGGCGAGGAGGUGGUGGGCGAGGAGGAGGACGAGGUGGCUUCAGAGGCGGCAAAAAGGUUACAGUUGAGCCCCACAGGCAUGAAGGUGUCUUCAUCUGCAGAGGAAAGGAAGAUGCCCUAGUGACACGGAACCUGGUUCCUGGCGAAUCUGUAUAUGGAGAAAAGAGGAUUUCUGUGGAGGAUGGUGAACUAAAAGUGGAAUACCGUGCCUGGAAUCCUUUCCGCUCCAAGCUGGCGGCCGCCAUCCUAGGAGGCAUUGACCAGAUCCAUAUCAAACCAGGCGCCAAAGUGCUGUACCUGGGAGCAGCCUCGGGCACGACAGUCUCUCAUGUCUCUGAUAUAGUUGGACCAGAGGGGCUUGUGUAUGCUGUGGAGUUCUCCCAUCGCUCAGGCCGUGAUCUCAUUAAUGUAGCGAAGAAACGGACCAACAUUAUCCCUGUGAUUGAGGACGCACGGCAUCCACACAAAUACCGCAUGUUGAUUGGAAUGGUGGACGUGAUCUUUGCCGAUGUGGCUCAGCCUGACCAGUCACGUAUCGUGGCACUGAACGCACACAACUUCUUGAAGAAUGGUGGCCAUUUUGUCAUCUCCAUCAAGGCCAACUGCAUUGACUCCACAGCAGUGCCCGAGGCAGUCUUUGCAUCUGAGGUGAAGAAAAUGCAGCAGGAGAACAUGAAACCCCAGGAACAGUUGACUUUGGAGCCCUAUGAGCGGGAUCACGCCGUGGUGGUGGGCAUCUACAGGCCUCCUCCGAAACAGAAGAAAUAGAGGCAGCAGAAGCUUUUGGCAUGCAUUGCUCCAGUGCUAUAGGUUCAAGGUGGUUUCCUUGCCACUUCAAGAGACAGGACUCUCUACCCCGCCCCCCCUCCCAGAUUGGGCCCCAACUUCCCAAGGGCCAAGCAUUUGUUUAGAGAUGCUGUUCUGCAUCUGUUUUCUGCCGAGUCUUCAAAUGUAUAUUUUUUAUUAAAAUAAGAAUUGUAGAGGCA
Molecule: messenger RNA, 1299 nt
Organism: Hemicordylus capensis (graceful crag lizard)
Lineage: Eukaryota; Metazoa; Chordata; Lepidosauria; Squamata; Cordylidae
Gene: FBL
Product: fibrillarin
Exons: 9
Coding region: 140-1081 (313 amino acids)
Biological process (GO): box C/D sno(s)RNA 3'-end processing; rRNA methylation
Cellular component (GO): small-subunit processome; Cajal body; nucleolus
Molecular function (GO): RNA binding; rRNA methyltransferase activity; histone H2AQ104 methyltransferase activity
Source: RefSeq, a predicted model, not a curated record